GGUAAGGGUGCGCCUUCGUUCGACAGCUACGACUUGUGGUACAAACACAUCGAGCUUGUCCACAGCCAGCACGAUGUACCCGGACUGAAGGCGCCAAAACGGGCCGAAGAUCAACAGACGACAGCCAGCACCAAGCGCAAAAGGUCCCGAUGCCACGAGGCGGAUGCCGGCUCUGUGUCCGCAACUCCAUUCAUCUCCGUCGUCCUCGAGAACCCUUCAAGAGUUGGAACAGAAAAAUAGACAAAGGGGGGCGGGAGUGUCAAUGCAACCCGAAGAGAUGUCGAGCCAAGUUACAGACGAGGCAGUAGCCAGCGAGGAUAUCAAAGACGAUGACAGCAUCGACUACACCGACAGCGAGGGCCGAUCCACCUCUAGCUCAAGCGCUUCCCUCGAUGACGCUGAUCUGGCGCCACUCACCCUUAUCGAUGCACCUUUUGGUCAGAUCUUAUGGGAGGAUAGAGGUCUCUUUGAGGGCAACGACGACGACACCAUUCUCACCUACAGUCUGGACUGUCUGCCGAAAGCGGAGCUGCCGCCGCUUCUGGCAAGCAGAGAUUUAUGGGGGUCUAUCCAGGGUGUUGGUGGCAUUGGUGGCCAGGAGGACAUUGGGCACACGGGCAUGGAAGAUAGGAGCGAUGGUACGGCAAUGGAUGUGGAUCUGGUUGUAUAGGCAAUAAGUCUUUUAUGGCUAGUAUUAAACUAACAAAGUUGACAAUAUGACCAUGAUGCAAAGUCUUUUAGCAAACUAUACAUACGGUUUAGUAGAUAAGUGUUGAACAAUGCCAAAGAUAAUAAAUAGACAGGUUCAUAUGUUACAAAAUUAAGAAAGUCACCAGACCAUCGGCUCAAGCUGAUGGUAAUUUUUGCUUGUUUUGUACCAGAUUUUACAACGGUGAGGUUUAUAUGCAAGU
Tuber aestivum (summer truffle) is the source of this 911-nucleotide messenger RNA. The record is from the annotation of a GenBank genome assembly. NCBI's taxonomy places the organism in Eukaryota, Fungi, Ascomycota, Pezizomycetes, Pezizales, Tuberaceae.